UGUGCGAUGUGUCAGUGGGUGAUGACAUCAUCACAAUCCCACAGCCUGCUUUUCUAGUGCUUGAUGGGCGUGCUGAUCUGUGUCAGUGUUGGUGGUGGUGUGUUGUGUUGGCUGGCUGCCUGCUGUCACAGCAUUUAUCUCCCUCCACUGCCUGGGGAAUUCCAGCCUGGAAUCUGUCAGAGUGUGGAUCCAUCAUCCUCCACCCACUGGAACUGUCACCCCUGCCACUGCCAGUCACAGAUACAGUCCAUCUGUGACACUGAUUUUGUCUUUAAUAUUGGUGCUGGCGGCAUCUUAUGGCAC
Messenger RNA from Staurois parvus, 303 nucleotides. NCBI's taxonomy places the organism in Eukaryota, Metazoa, Chordata, Amphibia, Anura, Ranidae. The record is from the annotation of a GenBank genome assembly.